Molecule: messenger RNA, 2223 nt
Organism: Aspergillus piperis CBS 112811
Lineage: Eukaryota; Fungi; Ascomycota; Eurotiomycetes; Eurotiales; Aspergillaceae
Exons: 7
Coding region: 1-2223 (740 amino acids)
Biological process (GO): DNA-templated transcription; regulation of transcription by RNA polymerase II
Cellular component (GO): chromatin
Molecular function (GO): zinc ion binding; DNA-binding transcription factor activity, RNA polymerase II-specific; RNA polymerase II cis-regulatory region sequence-specific DNA binding
Source: RefSeq, a predicted model, not a curated record
AUGGCGACUGGCUUGAACCGCGAGAGGCGUCGGCGGCGCAAGACAGCACAGGAGGAGCGCAUCUGUCCCAUUUGCUCCCAGUCGUUUAAAAAGGCAGAGCACCUGGCUCGCCAUUUUCGGACACACACCAAGGAGAGACCAUUUAUUUGCGUGAAUUGCGGCAAGUUCUUCGCGAGACAGGACACCCUUCUACGCCAUUCUAGGUCUCAUCACCGGAAUACGAACGACUGCAGUAAUGUGCUAGCAAGCAAUGCCUCUUGUCAAGAUGACCCUUCCCAGCAGAACGUACAUAUAGCCCCUUUGACUUCGUCCGAGCAUACUAUAUCUAUGGCAGAACAGGAGCCGCCACAUCCGCAAUGCCCACUGCUCACCAACGAGCCGGAUUUGACAAUAACCACCUCUCCUACACACUCGCCGGAAAACUUGCCGAUUGACGCUACCUUCGACACUGACUUUUUCCCAGAUGGUGGCGGUGACAUCUUUCAGCCCCAAACUACCGGGCCCGCAUUAUGGAACUGCUUGUGGGAGACCGAUUGGAUCUCGUGGCUAGAGGGAUCCGAUUUUACUAUUGGCGAUUUCAAUCUGACCUUACCUAUAAUAGGAAGCACAGAACAGUUAGACACCCCCAUGACUACCAACAUGAGCGCCUCGGAUUCUAUCCAACGCGGAUGGCAUACCUUCUCUGAGGCAACCAUAUCCUCAAGGGAGGACACCCCGGAUUCCACUACUAGCAGCAGUGGAUUGGCCGGUGACAUUCAAACCCACGCAGAUGACGCGUACAGGAAAAAGCUAGCAGAGACUCUGCAGCAGCGAGUACAGCAGCCAGAUAGCUUACCCUCCGCCACUUUCUUGGACCUUUGCAUCCGGGCUUACUUUACCCACUUCCAUCCAAUCUUUCCGUUGAUCCAUGCAGCGACAUUUCAGCCUUCUAAACAGAACGCGGUGCUACUUCUCUCCAUCUGCUCUAUCGGGAGCCUUUGCCUCGGAUCGGCGAGAGCUGUUGCCCGUGGCAUUAGCAUGUUUGAGUGCCUGAAUAAGGCUAUGCUGGCAUCGUGGGACACCUACAUAUCCGCAAGGGGUUCUCUCCGAAUCUUUGGUCUGCAAGCUGCUUUGAUCGGUCAGACGUUUGGUCUGUUGGUUGGGAGACCGAAAGACCUGACUGGGAGCGAGACUUUCCAUGGAUGCCUCAUUGCGUGGGCACGCAAAGCUGGUCUAUUCAAGCUGCAAGGCGAAAAUGACAUCGCAGCCGAGAUUCGAGAAAUUGCUGACGACAGCCCAGCCCUCAACACUGCAUGGAAGGCUUGGAGCCGCUCAGAGGAGAAGAGAAGAGUUAUCCUAGCCAUUCACAUCCACGACGCAGAGCUCACCAACCUGCACCACCACGAGCCAAUCCUCCGCCAUACCUCAGAGAGCCUCCCCUGCGUAUCCCCUCCCGAACUGUUCACAGCACCCAACGCCCGCACCUGGAAAUGCCUUCUUCUAAACUCCACAGCACCACCCCGUGAUACGGCAACCCCAUCCCACACCACAGAGGCAGUCACACGACUGCCUCUCAACCGCCUCGCAGCGAACGACUUUCUCUCGUACGGCCUCCUUGAAGGCAUCGGGACCUGGAUCCACGAACACCGAGCUCCCGUCAGUGUCCACCAAUGCGAAUCCCUCCUGGCAACGUGGUACCGACAAUUCAAGCAGUCGUGCGAUCCGACGAAGCCUGACCCAUUCUGCCAAAUGAUCCUUUGGCACGCCGUAUCCAUGCGCCUCUACGCCCGCUUUGACGAGCUCGAGUGUGCCUUGGGCAGGGAGGGCCUGCGCGCCGCCCAAGAAGCCUCGGGCUACGCGGCAGCCUGGGCGGGCUCACUCGACGCCAAACGCUGUUUGCUCCAUGCAGUGUUACUACAGCGACAAUUCCAGGCAAUGAAUAUUGGGGUGGAGCCAGCUAUACAUGUUCCUAUGGCCCUGUAUUACUGUGGGAUUGCGUGGGCCUCGUUUACGCGCUUUGGGACUGGGGAUGGCGUGUCAAAUUUGGGUGUUAAUUUUCCGGAAUUCAGAAUACUGGGCUUGGAUCAGGGUCAGCUAUUCCGUGAAGCUAUGAGAGGGGUCCAGUGGGGAAUGACGGCCUCAGGUCCGUUUUCCAUGAUAAUCAGCUUGCUGGGGAAGAUUGGCCAUUGGAAGGUUGCGGAGAGAUUUGCGGGAACUUUGUUGCGGUUGCAGGAUGUGCUUUGA